UGUGCAUUUUUGAGUGGAAAGUGACAGACUGUGAAGUAACUGGAGUGGUCAGCACUAUCUGACUUAAAGGCACUCUUCUUCUCUCCCGCUCUCUUUUUUCGCUCAAACAAGAGUUUCAGAAGUUCUACCGAGACGUGACGUGACGGCCAAGGAGAGCCAUGUCUUAUCCGUGUUCCAUCAUUUUGGAGCUGCUGGGAAUGAUCGUGGGAAUGGGGGCAUGGUUCUGCUCGCUUGCUGCUACACUCAUGCCCAGCUGGCUGAGCAUGUCCCCUGAGUUGUUCACACUAGUGGAGAUCCAGGAAGUGGGCCUGUGGGAGUCCUGUGUGAAUGUGAUAGAUUCUGAGUGUCAUCCCUUAGAAAGACGCCUGGGUCUGUCGAACAACCUCAGACUGGCACGCAUCUGCAUGUGCAUGUCAGAUGCCUUAGCACUCCUAGGCCUCCUGAUUGCUAUCCCAGGACUGAGACUGGUGAAAAUUUGCAGGGAAUCACAGGGAAGGAAGAUGAAGUGCGGCAUGAAGAUCACAGCAGGUGUGCUAUGCCUGAUGGCUGCCGUCUUUGGACUCUAUCCUGUCUCCAGUCUCGCCCAUGCAACCGUUCUGGAGUUCAACGAUAUCACAAUUCCUGAUGCUCUGCCUCGCUGGGAGUUCGGCGAUGCGCUGUUCAUCGGCUGGGUUGCAGGUUUUUUGCAUGUCGUCACUGCGAUGUUGUUCUUCGCCUCAUGUUGCAGCUCGGAAGAGAAGGAGAGGCUCUUAAAGCUACUUUCAAGAAUUAAGAAUUAAGAUCAGUUGUUUAAUAUUUCUAAAUCAAUGUUUGAAAUGACUUCUUUAACUUUUUUCAAGUAUUUAAAUAGAAUAAAAUUACACAUUUACUGCAUUGCAUUCUUCCUGUUCUUCUUCUUCAAUAGACUGGCAUUCCAGGGUGUAUUUCCAUCUCACACCCAGUGCUCAGACCCAGACACAACCUUGUCCAGAAUGAUUAGUAAAGACUAGAAAUGAUUAAAAUUUAUUUUACUAUAACCCAAGGCCUAUCAAUGCAAAUAUGGCAUUAUUAUAUAAAAUGUAAAACACAGGGAACACUUUUCAUAUUUUCAUUGAUGAUACACAAGUGUUUACAGACAACCAAAAGAUAUAAAAUGAAGCCCAAAGCGCACACUUUUACAAUAAUUAUCCACAAUGAUUUUAAUGCUAUAAACAUUUGUGAAAAUUCUCUUAGCUGGUCAUUAAACAAGUUGAUUAACGGUUAAUAAUGAGCCUUUUGUCUGGGACAUUUCCUUGACAGACCACCAGAGAGCAACCCUGCACAUUUUUGAGUAACUUUUCUUUGGUUGUGUGUUGAAUUUCUGCCCUUCGGUUGUGCAUCUGUUCUUCAGUAAUUAGUUUCUCAGUCAGUUAGUUGUGACCAGUUUGUCUAGCUUCUGUUUGAUACCUGUGUGUUUGCUGUUACCUGUUUUGACCUAGUUUUACCACAGUAUUCAGUUUAGUUGUUUGCUCA
Molecule: messenger RNA, 1491 nt
Organism: Hemibagrus wyckioides
Lineage: Eukaryota; Metazoa; Chordata; Actinopteri; Siluriformes; Bagridae
Product: putative claudin-24
Exons: 1
Coding region: 159-779 (206 amino acids)
Biological process (GO): cell adhesion; bicellular tight junction assembly
Cellular component (GO): bicellular tight junction; plasma membrane
Molecular function (GO): structural molecule activity
Source: RefSeq, a predicted model, not a curated record